Messenger RNA from Ailuropoda melanoleuca (giant panda), 4823 nucleotides. RefSeq names its product kinesin family member 3C (gene KIF3C). Gene Ontology annotation, biological process: mitotic cell cycle; microtubule-based movement. The transcript is spliced from 8 exons. NCBI's taxonomy places the organism in Eukaryota, Metazoa, Chordata, Mammalia, Carnivora, Ursidae. Bases 34 to 2412 code for a protein of 792 amino acids. The record is from RefSeq and is a predicted model, not a curated record. Gene Ontology annotation, molecular function: microtubule motor activity; microtubule binding; ATP binding. Gene Ontology annotation, cellular component: microtubule.
GGGCCCCGGGGGCAGGAAGGACAGAGCGGCAAGAUGGCCAGUAAAACCAAGGCCAGCGAGGCCCUGAAGGUGGUGGCCCGGUGCCGCCCCCUCAGCCGGAAGGAGGAGGCUGCUGGUCACGAGCAGAUCCUGACCAUGGACGUGAAACUGGGCCAGGUGACCCUGCGGAACCCCCGCGCUGCCCCAGGGGAGCUGCCCAAAUCCUUCACCUUUGAUGCCGUGUAUGAUGCCAGCUCCAAGCAGGCGGACUUAUAUGACGAAACCGUGAGGCCCCUGGUAGACUCAGUGCUUCAGGGUUUCAAUGGCACGGUGUUUGCCUACGGCCAGACGGGCACCGGCAAGACCUACACCAUGCAGGGGACCUGGGUGGAGCCCGAGCUGCGCGGGGUCAUCCCCAAUGCCUUUGAGCAUAUCUUCACCCACAUCUCUCGCUCCCAGAACCAGCAGUACCUGGUCCGGGCCUCCUACCUGGAGAUCUACCAGGAGGAGAUCAGGGACCUGCUCUCCAAGGAGCCUGGCAAGAGGCUAGAACUGAAGGAGAACCCGGAGACCGGCGUCUACAUCAAGGACCUCUCCUCCUUCGUCACCAAGAAUGUCAAGGAGAUUGAGCAUGUGAUGAACCUGGGGAACCAGACCCGGGCCGUGGGCAGCACACACAUGAAUGAGGUCAGCUCCCGCUCCCAUGCCAUCUUCGUCAUCACUGUAGAGUGCAGCGAGCGGGGCUCAGAUGGCCAGGACCACAUCCGUGUGGGCAAGCUCAACCUGGUGGACCUGGCUGGCAGUGAGAGGCAGAACAAGACAGGCCCUAACACAGCUGGAGGGACGGUCACACAGUCCACGGGAAGUGGCGGUGGUGGAGGUGGAGGUGGUGGUGGUGGUGGAGAGAGGCCGAAGGAAGCCUCCAAAAUCAACCUCUCGCUCUCUGCCCUGGGCAAUGUGAUCGCUGCUCUGGCGGGUAACAGGAGCACCCACAUCCCCUACCGGGACUCCAAGCUGACCCGGCUGCUCCAAGACUCUCUGGGGGGGAACGCCAAGACCAUCAUGGUGGCCACUCUGGGGCCAGCUUCUCACAGCUACGACGAGAGCCUCUCCACCCUGCGCUUUGCCAACAGGGCCAAGAACAUCAAGAACAAGCCCCGGGUGAACGAGGACCCCAAGGACACGCUGCUGCGGGAAUUCCAGGAGGAGAUUGCCCGCCUGAAGGCCCAGCUGGAGAAGAAGGGGAUGCUGGGAAAGCGGCUCCGGAGGAAGAGCAGCCGCAGGAAGAAGGCUGUGUCAGCGCCCGCUGGGUACCCUGAGGGGCCAGUGAUAGAGGCCUGGGUGGCUGAAGAGGAGGAUGACAACAACAACAACCACCGCCCGCCCCAGCCCAUCCUGGAGUCAGCCUUGGAUAAGAACAUGGAGAACUACCUGCAGGAGCAGAAGGAGCGCCUGGAGGAGGAGAAGGCAGCCAUCCAGGAUGACCGCAACCUGGUGAGCGAGGAGAAGCAGAAGCUGCUGGAGGAAAAGGAGAAGAUGCUAGAAGACCUAAGGCGGGAGCAGCAGGCCACAGAGCUGCUCGCAGCCAAGUACAAGGCUAUGGAGAGCAAGCUGCUUAUCGGGGGCAGGAACAUCAUGGAUCAUACCAACGAGCAGCAGAAGAUGCUGGAACUGAAGAGGCAGGAGAUUGCGGAGCAGAAACGCCGUGAACGGGAAAUGCAGCAGGAGAUGAUGCUCCGCGACGAGGAGACCAUGGAGCUCCGGGGCACCUACACAUCCCUGCAGCAGGAGGUGGAGGUCAAAACCAAGAAACUCAAGAAGCUCUACGCCAAGCUGCAGGCGGUGAAGGCAGAGAUCCAGGACCAGCAUGACGAGUACAUCCGCGUGCGGCAGGACCUGGAGGAGGCGCAGAAUGAGCAGACCCGGGAGCUCAAGCUGAAGUACCUAAUCAUCGAGAACUUCAUCCCCCCUGAGGAGAAGAACAAGAUCAUGAACCGGCUUUUCCUGGACUGUGAGGAGGAGCAAUGGAAAUUCCAGCCACUCGUACCCGCCGGAGUCAGUAACAGCCAAAUGAAGAAGCGGCCAACGUCUGCAGUGGGCUACAAGAGGCCUAUCAGCCAGUAUGCUCGGGUUGCUAUGGCCAUGGGGUCCCACCCCAGGUACAGGGCUGAAAACAUAAUGUUUCUGGAGUUGGAUGUGUCCCCUCCAGCCGUCUUUGAGCUGGAAUUCUCUCACGACCAAGACCAAGACCCCCGUGCGCUACACAUGGAGAGGCUCAUGCGCUUGGACAGCUUUCUGGAAAGACCUUCCACGUCUAAAGUUCGAAAGUCCAGGUCCUGGUGCCAGAGUCCGCAGCGGCCUCCACCCUCUACCCCACAUGCCUCACUGGCCUCCGCUGCUCUGCACCCCACAGCAGUGCUUGACCACGAGUGACAACCCUCCAUCAGGCUGCCCGUCCAAGAGCCCCCUGGGACGGGGAGCCAACCCUGGAUCAUCUCACCCGACGUUCAGUGUGCGUGCGUGUGUGUGCAUGUGCGUGUGCGUGAGGGGGUGAGAAUCUGGCAGACCAUGCGUCGGCCUGCUCUCCUUAGCCUCCUUUAUUUAAUUAAUGUUAUUUAUUUGUGGAGCUCGGUUGUGGGGGGAGAUGCCCUCGCCUGAGCCUGCCGUGGUCACUGCAUAGCCUCCUUUCCUUCUGACUUUAGACCCUCCCCAUGUCAGACCUCAAGCUCCUCCCGUCAGCUGCCCCCACAAGGGAAGGUAGCGAGUGCCUGAGAAGAGAGUGCUUUUUCUACCUGUCUCGCUCCAUAAUCCAUCCCCUCCUGGGCUGACGGUGAGCAGUUCCUAAGCACUUUCUGGGACUAGAAAAAUGCUAGAUGUCCACAAAGGACCAGAGACGUCCUGACAGUGUUGGGCCUAUGAUCCUGGCGAAAAGAGCCCUGCACUUCACUUUCUGGACCUCAGACAACCUCUUCUGGCCUCUUGGGCUCCUUUUCAAGGACUUACAUGACCUCACCGACACAGCUCACGCUCUUCGGCUUUGGCAAGAACUCAUGGCUUACCAAACUCGGCUUCCUGGCCGCCUUCCCAACCUUUGGAUGGGAAUUGUGAACCAGCCGUUGCUGCCUCUUCGGGACUUGCAGAAAAUGAAACAGUCAUGGAAACAACAUGGACAGUCAUCAAAGGAAGUCCCUUCUCUGAGUCCCUUUGUUUCUGUCCCCUUGGAGAAGUAACUGGGAUCAACAAGCAAUCAAGCCAACUCCCCAUUUUUGAGAAGCUGCUCCUUCCUGCUGUGGUCACUUUGCUCUGCAGCUGCCUGGAUCCCAGGUCAUAGUGGGGGAAUCAAUGUCAUUCUCCCCCUGGCUACACAAAGGUAUUGGAAUCUGUUGCUUCCCCCUUCAUUUAGCACAGGAGACAGAGACCCGGGCACAAUCUGCCGGCUUGGCCUAUUACUCCUGCUUCUGCGUCACAUUUGUUGAGCACUGUUUUGUUGAAAAUGGAUCCCUUCUUCAGAAUUGUGCAAAUCGGUCCCUAGGGAAGUACUCCCCACCUCCUUUUGUGACAUCCUAAGAUAUCUCCAGGUAUCUCAAGUAAUAAGUAAAUUUCUACCGAAAGAAAGAGAUUAACUUUCGUUGAUUUACUUUUUAAGUGUGUAUUUUGGUAGAGGAGUGAAGAGGUCAUCAUGAAAGAAACAAAUGAUUUAAGAUCUCAAAAUGCCCUAAUAGUGGCAAUCUCUGGUUUCCAGAAAUACAAGGAUUUUAGUCAUUGUAGAAAAGCAUGAAAUUGACUAAGCUGCUUGAAUUUGGUGAGUGGGAGGUGGAUGCAGGGGUGGGGGCUGAUUACCUGGUUCUUCUCUUUCCAUCAGGAGGUGAACCCUUCUUGCACAGUUCAAGUUCUGCUCUAAGGACCAAGCUACGGUUUGGUUUAAUUCAAUGAUGCUAUCAUUUCUGCCGUAGUUACUGGACUAGAUGGUUGGACAACUCAAUUGCCACUGCUCCUGUCCUUCAAGGAAGUACCAUUCUUCAUCGGAGCCCAAGAGAUUAUUUGAGACUCAGGAUUCAGAUCAGAGGUUUGGCUGUGUCUGGGACAGGAAUUCUGUGGAGAAAUCCCCCAGGUGGCCUGGGCCUCGGGGGACUUCAUGCCUACAUUGAGCAGCCUCUCCCACUGACCUUUCUUGUUUGUGGAUGAAACCGCACGUAUCACCCCCAUUCAUCACUUGGACACAUCGACUCAGCAUCAUCUGGUCACUUGACCCUCAUAGUCUUAUAGCACAAAAUACCCAGUUUCACCACCCCCAGUCUGACGGCUGGGCCGAGGUGUGUCGGAGGAGGAGCUCCUGCCUGCGGCUUUGUGUACGUGUGUAUGUGUGUGUGUGUUUGUGUGUGUGUGUGUGUUUACCUCCGCUCUAUGCUCUGGGGACACUCUGCACUCGGUGUAAGCUAUGCUGGGAACAGGGCCACCGGGGUGGUUGGAUCUCAGUCUCUCUGUCUCUCUCCUUUCCCUUUUGAUGUAUCAAACAUUUGACUGACAAAGUGAAGGCCUUGAUAAGGACCAAAUUUCCAUGUCUGUUGCUAUGGUCUUUAUUUAGGAUAACAGUUACUGCAGUGGCCCAUUCUUGUCACUCUAUACAUAUGACUAUACGGGGACAUAUGUAAUAUAUAAAUAUAUAUAAAAAAACAUUACCCUCUGUCUCCUUGGCUUCAGAUGAGGCCUCUCUGUUGAGCUGAAAUGCACCUGCAGCUCGCCGCUGCCGGCAGCCUGCAGCCCAGCCCUGUUCAAAUUAACACAGUUGAUAAUAAAGGAAUGAGUAUCGUCACAGAAUUGGUUGCCUACCUUCUCUUCCCUCU